CAGCGCGCGUUGCUUUUUUGGUAUUUUUUAGGUUCAUUUUUAUGUUGAGAAUGACAAUCUGAAUUUUGCCCAGGUUCGAUUUAAAGCGACAUUUUCCCUGCUAUAACAAAAAUUUGUAAAUUCUUUUUGUUCAAAAGCUACCGAACCAAGAGGAAAGCAACAUGUCUCGCGGAAGUUCAGCCGGCUUUGACAGACACAUUACAAUCUUCUCUCCGGAGGGACGCCUCUACCAAGUGGAGUACGCCUUUAAGGCUAUCGCCCAGGAGAACAUCACCACGGUGGCACUGAAGAGUGGCGACUGUGCCGUGGUGGCCACCCAAAAAAAGGUCACCGAGAAGAAUAUUGUGCCUGAAACAGUGACCCACCUGUUUCGCAUCACCAAGGACAUUGGGUGCGCAAUGACCGGACGCAUGGCUGAUUCACGCUCACAGGUGCAGAAGGCCAGGUACGAGGCUGCCAACUUCCGCUAUAAGUACGGCUACGAUAUGCCCGUGGAUGUGUUGUGCCGGCGAAUUGCGGAUAUCAACCAGGUGUACACACAAAAUGCCGAGAUGCGUCCGCUCGGCUGUAGCAUGGUGCUGCUGGCGUACGACAAUGAAAUCGGACCCAGCGUUUACAAGACGGACCCGGCUGGCUACUUCAGCGGAUUCAAGGCCUGCUCAGUGGGUGCCAAAACUUUGGAGGCCAACAGCUAUCUGGAAAAGAAGUACAAAAACAACUUGUCCGAGGAGAAGGCGAUCCAGCUGGCCAUCACCUGUCUGUCCACCGUGCUCGCUAUAGACUUCAAGCCGAAUGGCAUUGAGAUCGGCGUGGUCAGCAAGACCGAUCCAACUUUCCGCAUUUUGAAUGAGAGGGAGAUCGAGGAACACCUAACCAAAAUCGCCGAGAAGGACUAAGUUUUGUUCCGCUUACUGUAAUUUUGUCAUAUUUUAUAAAGCCUCUCCUUGGAUCUAUGGUUAAAUAAAAAAUGCUCUUGGCUUGCAUUCAAAACAAAGGCAAA
Molecule: messenger RNA, 1000 nt
Organism: Drosophila yakuba
Lineage: Eukaryota; Metazoa; Arthropoda; Insecta; Diptera; Drosophilidae
Product: proteasome subunit alpha type-6
Exons: 4
Coding region: 162-896 (244 amino acids)
Biological process (GO): ubiquitin-dependent protein catabolic process
Cellular component (GO): nucleus; proteasome core complex; proteasome core complex, alpha-subunit complex
Source: RefSeq, a predicted model, not a curated record